Molecule: messenger RNA, 459 nt
Organism: Daldinia vernicosa
Lineage: Eukaryota; Fungi; Ascomycota; Sordariomycetes; Xylariales; Hypoxylaceae
Exons: 2
Coding region: 1-459 (152 amino acids)
Source: RefSeq, a predicted model, not a curated record
AUGAGAAGUAGAAACGCCGAGGCCGAAUAUCAGGGACUGCUGACAACGUGUGCCAAGGUGGGUAUAUAUGCGGUCCUACUUGUCGGUUAUCCCACGGGCAUGUCGGCGUUAUCCAACGGUGAUUUGGCCAAGGAUAAAGACUCCCAGUACCUGCGGCUAGCCUGUUCGAUUAAAAUGGUGGGAGAGGGCUUGAGGGUGGAAGGGCCUUGCGGUGGCUUGAACCAGCUCCCCGGCGCCUCUCGGCCCCUGCGAGAUCGUCCCCAUAUCCGCUUGAGGUUCCGCUCAGAACUAGCCAGGCUACUACAGACCCAAGACUCUGGGGACCCCGCCGACCCACCUGGAAGGAAAAGGGACCCUGUCGACAAGGCCGUCAGACGAGGUGAGCGGGGGAAACAAGCGCUUGGCCCAGUGUUGAAUUGGGAAAAUCGACAAGAAAACCCUGGGAUGACCGCCAAGUGA